UUAGAUCCUCCUAAAGUAAACAAUCUACAUUUUGGGUUUUCGGAUUCGGAAAUGUUGACGAUCCCUGCUUAUACGCUGACCAGUGUUAGUAUUAAAGAGGGAUAUUUCAAAACACCUCCAUUGGUUUCUGAGCAACGUCCUCAUCUGCUUCGCCAUGCUUCUGAGGAGUAUAAUUCUGUUGAUAACGUUCACGCAGAUCUACGCCGGGGAAGGCUGGAGAAGGCCUGGCUGCCAUAAAAUGGGGCACACUCGGGAAAUCAACAUACCCGACUGCGUCGGCUUCAAGAUCACGACCAACGCCUGCCGCGGCUACUGCGAGUCCUGGUCACUGCCUAGCAUCAUGCUGGGCUUUAAGCGGCAUCCGGUCACUUCACUGGGGCAGUGCUGCAACAUCAUGGAGUCGGAAGACACGCAUGUCAAGGUGCAAUGUAUUGACGGAGAACGGAAUUUGACGUUCAAGUCGGCAGUGUCCUGCGCGUGCUACCACUGUCAGAAGGAAUAGAAUUUCUGUGACUUCCCACUCACAGAAAACUCACAGACGUGUAUAUAUCUAAGUAAACUCACCUACUUUGUACCGCAGGAUUUUUUGUCGAUUAAGCAAGCGUGAGGCGCAUUUAGAUUUGUAAUUAUGAUAUUGAUAUGAUAUUUGUUGAGACAGCGACUCACUGAAAUUAAUACCGAUAGAUGAACGAAUUCUUAUGUCAAUUAAAAUUUCUUAUCUAGUUACGCUUUACGAAGUAGUUUUCGUAAGUGCAUCUUAAAAAAAAAACAGUUUUCAAAUAUGUUUUCCGAAACACGAAAUAACUCAAUCUUAAUAACUUUAUUCACGUUCGGAAAUAAAACAGAAUUGGAAUCUAAUUUUGUCGUUGCUUUUUAAAGUUGUGAGUAACUAUUAUACUUAUAUUUACUUACUUAAAUACAUAUAGAAGUAGGUGCAUUUGGGUGGUCUUCUUAGAUGUAAGUCUGUGAUUAUACUACAAUAAGUUAUUAAUUUCCAAUCUAUUGUUGUUCUAAGGGGAAAUAGAUUAUCUUAGUGAAAUUAAACAAUGAAUUGUUUGUCUUAAGUGAAAUAUUACUCAACUUAUUAUAACUUGCGAUGUAGAAAUUAAGACAAAAUUUGUAAGUAUAUUAGGUACCUAAAGGAGGGUACUUUAUAAACUGUAAAAUAAUUGUGAUUCGUUAAAA
This is a messenger RNA of Cydia strobilella, 1185 nucleotides long. RefSeq names its product thyrostimulin alpha-2 subunit (gene Gpa2). Gene Ontology annotation, biological process: cell surface receptor signaling pathway. The transcript is spliced from 3 exons. The coding region runs from base 155 to 502 and encodes 115 amino acids. Gene Ontology annotation, molecular function: hormone receptor binding. The record is from RefSeq and is a predicted model, not a curated record. Lineage: Eukaryota; Metazoa; Arthropoda; Insecta; Lepidoptera; Tortricidae.